GCUUUUUACGUUUGUAUGUGCUAUGUUUGAAGUGUGUGUGUGUUUGUGUGUGUGUGUGUGUGUGUGUCAAUGCAAUAUGACAAGGAAUUAGAAGUCUUUCCUAGACAUCCAGAGGUUUCUCACGAGGCACAGGAAAUGCAUCUGCUGUCAAGUAGGAGACUGUAAUCACAAAGAGGAAAAGUGACAGAAUAUUUUCAGGCGACAUAAUCCUGGAUCGUGGAGAAGCUUCGUAAUUGUGUCGUUUUCGGCAUCAUGACAAAGGAGGCCAGUCCCUCUUCAAUAAUGGACUCUGAGAUGAUGUUUCAACCAGAGUCAGACCAGAUGUCUGCAGCUGAACCCAAGUCUCCAUCGCUAGAUCUGAUCGACACAGGGAAGGGGCUGAAGGUCCAGACAGCCACACCUCAUCUAGUUAGCCUGGGCAGCGGAAGGCUGAGUGUGGCAAUCACCCUUCUGCCACUGAAAGAAGGGGUGACCCGCAUAGGCCGAGAGGAUGCUCCAACCCCUCAAGAUAUCACCAUCCAGGGGCCUAGUAUCGAGGCAGAGCACUGUCUCAUCAUCAAUGAAGGAGGGGUGGUGACCCUGGACCCCUGUGGUCACCUCUGCAGUUUGGAUGGAGUCCAAAUCACUGUGCCUACACCGCUUACACAGGGUUAUUCUUUGUGUCUGGGUAAAUCCUACUUUUUCCGGUUCAACCAUCCUGAGGAGGCAAGCAGAAUGAAAAGCAUGCUUCCACAAAAGAGCCCUGUGUCAGCUUUAGCCUACAACACAGACUACCUGAAGUUUAGCAGUGACUAUAGCUAUGCAGUGGCGGGUGGCACCAGCAGUGCGAGGGGCAUGCGAUCAGCCUCUGAACUUCGGGACUUGAUGGACACGCUGCAGCGCAAGAAGAUUGCCCUGGAGAACAGCCUGAGAGCCAACGGGAAUGCUAACCCCUCUUACUUCAGCGUGACACAGUCUCCCCCCACCACACCUGUAAUGAGUCCUACCACAUCCUCAUCAGCCUAUCAGGAACAGGCAAGGCGAUUCUAUGGCUCUGAUCGUCCACCCAUGUCUUUGAAAUCUGCCCCCCCUCUUUCCCCUGGACGUCGAUCUGACCCCCUGACCCGGACCUCAGUUGUCUCCAACCAGGACAACUUGGCUAUUGGUGAUAGCCGGCGGUUGCACAACCAGGGCUCCUCUCCUUUACUGUCCACAUGGAAUUGUGGAGGCUCUUCAAAUUCUGUUGCUUGUAGCGAUAGCUCCCUCCUCUCUCUUCCUCCCUCCUCCUCAUCCCGCACUCCAUCUACAGGAGGUGCAGUUAGCAUGCCAUCAAGCCCCCGUCUUGGUCGUCGUAGCUGUGGGAACCAAGAGCCAUCACCUAGCAGUCGAACCAGGAAGUACUCAGCAGGCUCACUGAGUGGGAUGAUGGCAGGAGGCCACAGCCGUUCGCUGCCACGCCUCUGCCACUCCCCAUCUCCUCAUGACAACAACAACAGAGUGAUGACCUUGUCAACACUGCCCCCACGGCGAUCCGAUAUUGCUGGGGGUUACAAAUUUAGUAGCCAGAACAGCCAUAAUACCAGCCCUGACCUCAACCACAACUCUAGUAUCUCUACCCAUCAGACCUCCAACAGGAAUCAAAUCCAGACCAAAACUCAGGGAGAAGGUGUUGUGUCCAUCUCCCUCUCUUCUACUAAAAACUUGCCUUCUACCACUCCGUCCAUCUCCUCUAAACCAGCCCCACCUGAUGUGACCAUCCCAUCCAGAGCAGGGGGCUCCUCUUCCCCUCGUGUGGCCAAAAAACUCAGCCUUACUUCCUCUAGCUCAGUGGGUUCCAUUAGCUCCAUGGGUUCCAGCCCUCCAGACCCUGAACAGUUGGCCAGCCAUGGUGUUUCCCAAAGAAUGGAGCUGUCUUUGGGGGACAAGGAGAGGCGAGGGCUAGAUCUAGAACUCACUGGUUCCCCGGGCUUUAGUCUUGGAGAGAGGAGGUCAUCCUUUGGGAGGGCAGGGCUGGAACCUGGGAUGGGGUUGGGAGAGAGGAGGUCAUCAUUUGGAAAGGCAGGUGUGACUCCACCAGGGGGGUUCAGGGAAAGAAGGGGAAGUAUCAGCUCACUGAGUGGGAAGGAGGAACUGACUGACUACCACCAGCGCCAAAAAGAGGAGAGACUACGUGAGCAGGAAGUGGAGAGACUGGAGCGACAGCGGCUAGAGACCAUACUGUCUCUAUGUUCAGAGCUGGGCCAGGCCGAGAGGGAUGGAGACACCACAGCUACAAGUCCCACUUCAGCUGUGGCGGAUCUCCAAAAGAUCAACCAAGAGCUUGAGAAACUCCAACUGAACGAUGACGAUGACGACACACCGUCUGUCUUUUCAGAUUUUUCAGCUGUUAUUGAAACAACAGGGAAUGGACACAUGACCUCCCCUGGAUCAGAGAAUGGUUACUAUGACGAUGAUCUACAGUUACGACAGAGGUGCAGAAGUAGUCACCGAGACAAUAGAGCAGAAUCGCCCACCAUCAGUCUGCGAAGCUUUGCCCCCUCACCUUCUCCACGUACACAGAGGAACAAUGAGACUAUAGAUGAUGCAGCGCGUCGCCACAGACGGGACACAAGACCUUCAGAGGAGGAGGUGAGGCAGGUGGAGGAGGAGAGGAUCCAGGUGCUGAACAACAUGGAGGAGCUGGAAAGAAAGAUCAAAGAGCUUGAUAACCAAAUGGAGGAAUCUGCCCGAGAGGUGGAGGUUGAACAAGCUCUGGUGGAGGCUGAGCAGGAGUCAGAGGUCGCUGCUCUGCAUCAGGAAAAGGAGGCUCUGGAAUCACUUCACAAUAAGAUGGCUGACCUAGAAACCAAGUCCCAACAGGAAAAAGAAAAGGCGUGCGAGUUGCUGCAGGCAGAAAGGGGCAGAGUAGAGAGGUUGGCUCAGAUUGUGUGUGAGCAGCGCUCCCAGCUGGACAGCUGCCCUGAGGCCACCAAGGAGCCCCUGCAGGAGCAGCUAGCCAGGGACUGUGAGGUGCUUGAUGCAGAGACAAAACGUUUUGAAGAUCUGGAAUUUCAGCAGCUGGAGAGAGAGAGCAGGCAGGACGAGGAGAAGGAGACCCAUACCCAGCAGCUUCUGCGGGAGAUUGCAGAUUACCAGCGCAGCACAGUGACUCGCAAGGAGCGAAUGUUAACACUGAAGAAGCAGGCAGCACAGAUUAUCCAGCAGGCUCAGCGAGAGAAGGAGAGCUUUUUGAAGGAGAGGAGCAACCUUGAAUCAAUGCUGCAAAGGGAGAGAGAAAACCUUUCCACACUAGAAGGAAAACAUGCUGACCUCACUGGUGGCCGGGGUUUCACACUAAGAGAGGGCUAUGUCACAGUCAGUGAAAUCAAUGAGCUUUACUCACAGCUUAGAGGAGACCAAAAACCUACCCCUGCCCCUGCUCUGGUCAAUGCCUCCCCUGAGUCUGAGGCAUACCCCUCCCCUGAGGACAACCCCAAACCACUGGAGGAUGAGCAUUUCCGUUUGCUGGAGGAGAGGAAGAGGUCUGAGAAAGAUAGUGGCUCCCAUUUAAGUGACACUUUACCCAGGAAGAAAGCCACUCCCACCAUGACCCGCCAGUUCACGUGCGCAACACUCGGACGCAGUUUCCCUAAUAAGUCCCAUCAGCCCCUGGUACAGAGCACAAGUUGUGGCAGCAUUCUUCCAAGAAUUCUCUCAUUAUCCAACAAGGAAACUGAAUCUCGACGUUUGCAUAAAGGUCAGCCUGGCUCACGAGCAGCUUCCCAGACCAACGUCUACCUCGAUGCCUUUGGGUACCGUGACAACCAGGCCUUUGACACAAUGAGUGUGGAUAGUACUGACUCCAUUGAAACAAGCAUCUCUGCUUGCUCUCCUGACAAUAUCUCCAGCGCCAGUACAUCAAAUGUGGCCAAGCUAGAAGAGAUGGAGCGUCUGCUGAGGGAGGCUCAGGCAGAGAAGAACCGUCUUCUUGAACACAAGGAGCGAGAGAUGGACAUGCGAAAGCAGGCACUGGAGGAGGAGAAGAGAAGAAGGGAGGAUCUGGAGAAAAGGCUACAGGACGAGACGAGCAGACGCCAAAAACUAAUUGACCGUGAGGUUAAACUGCGAGAGAAACAAAGGGCACAGUCCCGGCCAUUGACACGGUACUUGCCAGUGAGAAAGGACGAUUUUGACCUGCGAGCUCACAUUGAGUCGGCAGGCCACAGCGCAGACACAUGUUUCCACUUGUCCAUCUCUGAAAAGACUUGUCGAGGCUACUUGGUCAAGAUGGGAGGCAAAAUCAAAACCUGGAAGAAACGCUGGUUUGUCUUUGACCGCAACAGACGCACACUCUCCUACUAUGCAGACAAACAUGAAGUCAAGCUGAAAGGAGUCAUCUACUUCCAAGCUAUUGAAGAAGUUUAUUACGAUCACUUGAAGAAUGCACAUAAGAGUCCAAACCCGUCCCUGACCUUCAGUGUUAAGACUCAUGACAGGGUCUACUACAUGGUUGCUCCCUCUCCCGAAGCCAUGAGGAUCUGGAUGGAUGUAAUUGUCACAGGUGCUGAGGGAUACACCCAGUUUAUGGUGUAGCAAUGGGGUUAUGGUGGCAGGAUAUGCCAACAUGUGGCUUUUAUAUUUGUUUUUUAUCCUUGGACUUUUUAAGCAUCUGGAUGGAUAUUUUUGGCAUCUAUGCUGAAGAAUGAACACCGUUUUUGUUGACACCAGCCUUACUAAAGUUACUCAAGAAAACUUUGUAACAUUUUAUCUGAUUAUUUGGAGAUUACAUGUGAAACAUUGUAGGCAGAUAAGAGAUAAUUUGAAUAUUUUUAGGUAGUCUGGUUCAGUUCAAAAGAAGUGAUGAAGUUCAGGAGAUCUGUGCUGGUGCUAUGGUGCACUACAGUGGGUCACAGUGGGCUCAGGUAUAUUUGUUCAAUUGUGAUAUUAAUGUUAAAAGCUGUUUCUGACUUUACUAUUAUAUGAGCUUAUUGUAGCCCAUUUUCUUAAGAGAAGAGCAGACUAUGACUCAGUAGUUCUUUUUUUAGCCAGACAGUUUGAGCUCUGUUAUGUCUUUAUUAACAUCUCAUUAUUAACAUUAAUCAGGAAUCCAAAAGAGUAAAUCGGUAGCUGUGUUUAGUGCUAAAAAAAAACAAUUUUAAAGUCAUGCAAGAACGUGAUUUGAGAACAGAUUUUGUGAUGGGUUUAAUCACUGUUAGAUCAUUUCGUAUGUGUUUAUAAUAAUUUUUAUUCAUGUGUACAGAAUAAAUUAUCCAUAUUCAUUUAGUAAAGGUAGUUGAGCAAAUGUAUUUUAAAUUUCAACUUUUGUCAUCUUGAUUUAAUCUCAUGCAUUAUUACUGUGGCAUUCUCAUAUCUUAACUGUUUGCAUGGAUGUGAAUGCAUGCAUCAUAUGAAAAUGUAUAUAAAAAGUGUGAAUAUAUAUAUAUAUGUGCUAAAGUUUGAAGUUAAGUUUAAAGUUUAAUGCACAUACUUGAUGUACAUAUCUAUUUACUUUGUGCUUCUAAUGAAGCUCCAAGGUGCUAUUCUUCCAUGGUGAAUGACAUUAAUAAUCCAUGCUACAUAUGAUUUGAAUUGGGGUAUAAUUUUAAAAUCAACAUGGUGAUUAUCAGUCAUCUUUAAAAUGGAUUAUUGUGCUGAAUUUAUAUGUCACCACAGGCUCAGAAAUGAAAUGUUAGUGUCAGGCGACUUCUUAUUUUUUUUAAGGAAUAAGAGGACUAUAUGGUUUUAAUAAGGCACAGAAUUGUGAUAUUUGUACAUUUUGUUUCUAAGUUGUAGUUUGUUUUAAAAUAGUUAUGUCAGUUAAUUAUCCAUUAUCAACUUGUGCAUUUUUAUUAUCAUAUUUGUGUGACAGUAUUUUGACAUGCAUAUUAUCUAGAUUUUUAAGCGCUACAUGUAUCUAAUAAUGCCGAACUGUCUGUGGUGGAAAACAUGCAAAUGUGGUAAUUUGGUCCUGAGUGGGUUUGUUAGAAAAAGACUGUAGGAUUAUGUUGUUUUUUUUAAGGUGUCAGGCAGAUGAAAUCUAUGGUACACGCUCAAUUAAUAGGCAUUUAGUAAUUGAAACAGACAGAUUGUUGUGCUGCUUUGGUCCAUUAGCUCUCAUUGCAUUGCUUUUAUUAUUAUCAAUUUAAUGUAUGGUUAAACUGACUAUUCCACAUUGAUCACUAAAGUUGCUUUUAUAUUGUAUAUCGUAAUCUGGACUACAUCAGAAACAUUCAGUUCAAGUGCAUUUAUCAUCUUUUGUUUUGUUUUUUAUAUAUAUAU
Messenger RNA from Seriola aureovittata, 6237 nucleotides. It is a transcript of the gene phldb2b, whose product is annotated as pleckstrin homology-like domain, family B, member 2b. NCBI's taxonomy places the organism in Eukaryota, Metazoa, Chordata, Actinopteri, Carangiformes, Carangidae. Bases 253 to 4551 code for a protein of 1432 amino acids. The record is from RefSeq and is a predicted model, not a curated record. Gene Ontology annotation, molecular function: protein binding. Gene Ontology annotation, cellular component: basal cortex. The transcript has 24 exons. Gene Ontology annotation, biological process: regulation of microtubule cytoskeleton organization.